AAAGUUUAUUCACUCAUACCAGCAAACGUUCUGCAGCUCACGCCGCCAUCUCCACCACCGUCUGCGGCGGCGCAUCAUUCAACUUCUAUUGCAGUAUCUCAUCUUACUAACACAAACCCACGAAGAAAACAGCUCGUUAAUUUUCUUUUUCUUUUCUUCCGGCAACUUUUUUUCGGAUUUUGAGACUUCUAGAAAAAGAAAAAUGGGGUCGUCAAAUAUAAGAGAUGUUUUAACUUCGUUUAGUCCGAAUUUGGACUUGUUUGCCAUCACUCUCGGUGAUGGUCGAAUAAAGAUAUGGGACACCGGGAAGGGUCAGGUGCAGACUGAAUUUGCUGAUCUUGCUUCAACAGAGACGAUGAGUGUGUUUGGGAACCAGGAGGGAGGGCAUCUUUCUAUGGAUUAUACAUGUAUGAAGUGGUUUUCUCUGGAGAAAAAGAAGAAAAGGAAGCUCGGGAGUUCCCUGUUGUUGUUGGGGACUGGCGGUGGGGAUGUCCUCGCAUUGGAUGUUUCUGCUGGCCAGUUGAAAUGGAGGGUUAACAAUUGUCAUCCAGGGGGUGUCAGUGCUAUUUCAUUUCCUGCACAUGGCUCACACAUCUACACAGCGGGUGCAGAUGGAAUGGUUUGUGAGAUCGAAGCAAUGUCAGGGAACUUGUUAAAUAAGUUUAGCGCUGCUUCAAGGGCGAUAUCUUCUUUAGCUAUCUCCCCAGAUGGGAGAAUGGUAGCAACUGCGGCAUCUCAGUUAAAGAUUUUCAAUUCCUCAAACCACAAGAAGUUGCACAAAUUUUCUGGCCAUCCUGGAGCUGUGAGAUGCAUGAUUUUCUCAGAAGAUGGUAAGUAUGUGCUUUCUUCAGCUCAAGGAGAGCGGUAUAUUGCAGUUUGGGCAGUCGAUGGUAGCAAAAAGAAAUCUGUCUCCGUUGUCCUCGCGAUGGACCACCCUGCUGUAUUCUUGGAUAGCAAGUUUAUCAACACUGAUGAUGCGGAUAAUGCAAGUCUAUGUGUUUUGGCUAUAUCGGAAAUUGGUGUUUGCUAUUUUUGGCAUGGGAAGACUAUUGAUGAGCUGCAGAAUUCUAAACCAACGAAGAUAUCCGUACCUUCUGAUGAUGAAGUUCUACAGAAACAUAAGGGAGCAAUUCCUCAUGUAUUUGCUGGAAAGCUACAAAAUGUUUCUAAGUCUGCAUCUGGUCAUGUGUUCAUUGCUUACGGUUUGCUUAUGAAACCAACAUUCGAAAAAGUUAUGGUUCAGUCCGGGAUGGAUUUAAAUUUAAGUGUUUCACAAGAUGGUAUCCUGUUACCAAUCAGCAAAUCCCAAAAAUCUAGAAAAACAUCGCACAUCCAUAGUGAAGUUACUGCUCUGGAUCGCUCAAACAUAGAGGGCGCAUUGGGUCCCGUGCCUAAGAUGCUUGAUCUGGUUGAUGGAAAAAGUGAAACUAAGCCAGUAGGAGACAAAGAAAAAGAUGAGUUAGACUCUGUCACACUGUGCAUGGAGGAUCAGCUGAGAUCUUUAGGGAUACUCGGCAGUACAGAUGAUACAUUAAGCUUGAAAUUGUUCUCUAAAAACUUGAAGGGCAUCAAUCUUGAUGCAAGUACACCACAGAAAAAGAUGAAGGCUACUGUUUCGUCCUUGGAACCUAAUGAUGCAUUUGACUUUUUAAAGGGAUUGGUUGAUGUUUGGCAAUCCAGCUAUUCUUUUGCCAGAUCACACAGCAGCCAGCAUGUUCUCCCUUGGAUAUGUUGUAUAUUGGUCUAUCACAGUGGUUACAUCAAAUCUAAGGAACCAAAAUUUCUUGAUUCCUUGUACAAGCUUGCCAAAGCCAAAGCACCAGCAAUGAACUCGUUACUCCAGUUAUCUGGUCGUUUGCAACUUGUGUCAGCUCAGAUUGACAAGGCUGUAAACAACAAGAGUCUUGUACGUGAUGAUGAGCAAGAGGAUGAAAGUGAUGAAGAUGUUGAUGAAGAUGUUGAUGAAGUUGUUUAUGGAGUUGAUGAUGAUUCUCAGACAGGCAGUGAUAGUGAUGAUUAGACGUGUUUGUAAUAGAAAGUGUAAGCACUCCACCUCAAAUUUUGUCACCAUUGUAUUACGGAAUUCGACCAUUCAUAUUAAACAGUUUUGUUUUCUCAA
Molecule: messenger RNA, 2119 nt
Organism: Salvia miltiorrhiza (redroot sage)
Lineage: Eukaryota; Viridiplantae; Streptophyta; Magnoliopsida; Lamiales; Lamiaceae
Exons: 12
Coding region: 203-2020 (605 amino acids)
Molecular function (GO): protein binding
Source: RefSeq, a predicted model, not a curated record